CACGUGUCAGCUAUUAGUUUCUUAAUUUUUCUUUUCUUUUUAUGUCAGUCCACUUUUGGUUUAGGGCUUUUCCAAACCUGUAAACUUUGAUCUCUAAAUUGUUCAAAAUUCUCGCGCGCAAAAUGGAUGCUGAAGGGCAAAGAGGGUCUUCAAAUCCAGCUGCAAUGCUUGCAAAUCUUUUAAGCAAAAGAGCCAAGCUGCAUGAUGAGCUUCGUAUUAUCGAAAAACAGGUUUAUGAUUUGGAGACAAGUUAUUUGCAGGAUCCGGGGCAGUGUGGCAAUGUAUUGAAAGGUUUCGAAGGGUUUCUAUCUUCAUCUAAGAACACUGCACUCUUAAAGCGGUCUAGGAAGUUCCAGCCUGAAGAUAGGCUCUUCUCAUUGUCUUCAGUCACCUCACCAGCAGCUGAAGAACAGGCAGCUGGACGAGAUGAAGGGCGGUCAGAAUAUGGUGUAGGUCGAUCCAAGGGUGGAGGCAUAUAUGCAAACGGACAAGGAAAGCCAAAGAAGGGAAGAGGUGCAUCAAGAGAUACUAAAAGAACAAGGCCUUCAGCUGAUCCAGAUUUUGACUACGAUGAUGAUGCAGAUUUGACAUUGUGAAAAAUUGUUGCGUAAGAUGAUAUGCUAGUUGGCCAUUACAUGGUCUAGAUCCUAGAUCAGAAUUCUCCACAGAACCUCGCAUCCUUUGUGAGUAGUUCAAGCAGACAAACCCACUUGUACUGUAAUGCUUUGUUACAAAUGAUCUACAUCCUAGAGCUGAAUUAACAAACCCACUUGCUCUAUAAUGCGUUGUUACAUUGUCUAAAUCCUAGAGCUGAAUUCCCUGGUA
Populus trichocarpa (black cottonwood) is the source of this 825-nucleotide messenger RNA. RefSeq lists its product as uncharacterized. The transcript has 7 exons. Gene Ontology annotation, cellular component: histone acetyltransferase complex. Lineage: Eukaryota; Viridiplantae; Streptophyta; Magnoliopsida; Malpighiales; Salicaceae. The record is from RefSeq and is a predicted model, not a curated record. Bases 123 to 596 code for a protein of 157 amino acids.